AUGUCUUUUCUUGGUCACUAUACAACUGAAACAGUAACUUAUCCGUCUCAUGGUGAGAAUAUUGCUGGGGUAUUAUAUCGUCCAAACAAUGUAUCUAACCCACCUGCCGUUGUAAUCAUUGGUCCUUAUUCCUUUGUUAAGGAACAGGCUCCAAUGCAAUAUGGUACCCGUCUUGCAAAUCAAGGAUAUGCUGCGUUGAUUUUUGAUCCUCGUACCGUUGGUGAAAGCACUGGUGAACCAAGAAGACUAGAGAAUCCUAAAAUGAAGAACGAAGAUGCAAUUGCUGGUAUCGAUUAUCUUGUCCAAAGAGGUGAUAUUGAUAAAGCAAAAAUUUUUCUUGUUGGCGUUUGUCAAGGAGGACCUGAAUCUUUGGAUAUCGCUUCAUACGAUGAUAGAGUUGCAGGCGUAGCAUCUGUUUCAGGCUACUACCGUGACCUUGAAACAGAUAUUUAUAUGAUUUGUGCUGGUUGUGUUGAUUGGAAACCAGGUGCUGAUGUCGCAACAAUGAAGAUGCCUACUCCAGAACAAGGGAAAGUACUUUACGACGCCCGAAUUGAGAGAGCAAAAAAGGCUCGAGAGCUUUACGACACAACUGGGGAGGUUGUCUACCAGCCUUUGGUUGAUCCAAAAGUUGCAGAUCCAAACACUGGAUCUUUAGCAGGGUUACCGGGUCCAGUUAUUUGGUCAUGGUAUGGACCAUGGACUUUGAAGAAAUUCGAUAACCGGUAUGCAAUCAUGAGCGACUUGGAUCAUUUUAGCUAUUCUACUGUUGAGGGUGUUGCGAGGCUCACCAAACCCGCUUUAAUUAUCCAUGGCGAUAAUUGUAUGAACCAUGCUGCAGCAAGAAGACAUUUUGAAUCUAUCCCAACUGAUAGAAAGAAACUUAUAUGGAAUGAUAAGUCCCAUUUUCAACAUUAUGAUCAGCCAGAUGUUGUGGAUCAGGAUGUUGGUGAAAUUGCUGCUUGGUUUCAAAUAAUCUAA
This is a messenger RNA of Debaryomyces hansenii CBS767, 981 nucleotides long. RefSeq names its product alpha/beta hydrolase. Bases 1 to 981 code for a protein of 326 amino acids. NCBI's taxonomy places the organism in Eukaryota, Fungi, Ascomycota, Pichiomycetes, Serinales, Debaryomycetaceae. The transcript has a single exon. The record is from RefSeq and is a predicted model, not a curated record. Gene Ontology annotation, molecular function: hydrolase activity.